CUUCGCAUCCAUUCCCCAACUCCUCCUUCUGCCACUGUUUCAAACAGCUGAUUUCAGAAAAGGAGAAGGCGAAAGGCAUAGCAGGACUGAGGGGAAAUACUGCGACAGCGAUGGAGAACACCGGCCGACACGCAUCCAUAACGCCUCUCUUGGCUGAUUAAAGCCGGACUGCUGCAGUGCUGCCUCUACCAGCGGAGUUGCUUUGAAGCGAAUUUGCUAAAAGCUAACUUUGCAAACAUCUGUAGCUUAGUUAGCUUGUAGGGAGCUAGUCCUUUCAGUCUUUCCUUGUUGGAACAGUUUGCUCCAAGUCUCGUGGAUUGUAGGUUUUAAACUCGCUGUCUCUCUACUGAUUUACCGAAGACCCGGGGCUUGCGAUGUUUUUUUCGGAAGAGGACCCGAUAAACAACAUAUAUAGGUCGCGUUGCAGUUUAAUUAGCCGGCUAACCUAGCUAGGUAACAGCUGGUGGGAGCCUAGGCUAGCUAAGUGCUGCUGCUAUUGACCGGGGUUCAUCAGUUUCCUCCUUCAGCGAAAUAUCAGGGAUUUCUUGUAGCUAAUCUGAAGCUGCAAAGUAAGUCGAAGUGUAAGACGUAGCUGGCUAGUCAGACAGCCCUGAUGCAGGAGAUAGGUCAACUAACCUACCGCUGACGACUGGUUUCGUUUCUUUCCUGCUGAGCUAGUUUGUUAGUUGUAGCUACUAAGACCGUAGCGAGCCAGCUAACGUUAGCUAGCAAACAAAGAUGAUCGGAGCGGAGUGAAUCGACUCCCAGACGUCUCAUUAUCUGCAAAAUAAGCCAAAUAAGUAUUCACCUGCACGCAUUUCAGUACGUAUUGAUCGUGCUAGUUUCAUGCAGUUAGUUAUUUGUACGAACUUUACAGUCGUUGCACGGUGGUGUGAUUAGCUGACUAGCUAGCUUAACUUGGCUAAACUGCUGUUCAGGGUUUGACCAAAUAACGUUAGAUGUCUGUAUAUCGUUAAGAUUAUUUUGUCUUUUUUGCUUCAGGAUACAAGCGGAAAACGCCGUCUGUAAUGAUUUAGUCCAAGUAAAAUCAUAGCUACCUCAUCAAGCCCAUUAGCUAGCUAAGUUAGGUUAAGCUAAUCGAGUUGUGUGUCCAGGACUCUGUUCCAGCAGGUUGGAUUUAUCCAUCAGCGUUUACGUAAAUCGGUUGCUUUUCAGUGCGAGCUUGAGCCUUAACGUGCGCGCAUCUUAAUCUUAUUUACUAAAAUACUUUUUACGUUUUAAUGGGAUUAAUAAGCAUAGCUGCACAUCGCCAAACCAAUUCGUCGGCUGGCUUGCUCUAAUAGAAUGGCAUUCCAUGGGUCCGCUCGGCCAACCGUGUGUGGUAACGUUAACUUGUUCCCUGGAUCGGAGUUAGGCCACAAGUAUUUCUGUGUGAACAGCACGACUGGCUCUACCUCCAGUGGCCUGAGCGCGACCCAGAACCCAGCUGGGCCGGAGCAGCCCGCAGGAACUCCUAGACACCCGGCAUCUCUCGGCGGAAGCACAGGCGGAGGAGCCGCGGUCCCGCAGCCUCACAGUAACCCGGCCAGUGAGGUACCGAGUCCGGCUGAAAUGGAGCCUGAUCGACCAAUCGGUUAUGGAGCCUUCGGCGUCGUGUGGUCAGUGACAGACCCUCGGGACGGGCGGAAGGUGGCCCUGAAGAAGAUGCCCAAUGUCUUCCAGAACUUAGUCUCCUGUAAGCGCGUCUUCAGGGAGCUGCGGAUGCUGUGCUUCUUCAAACACGACAACGUGUUAUCUGCUUUGGACAUUCUGCAGCCUCCACAGAUUGACUGCUUUGAGGAGAUAUAUGUGAUCACGGAGCUGAUGCAGAGUGACUUGCACAAAGUCAUAGUGUCCCCUCAGCCUCUCACCACUGACCACAUCAAAGUGUUCCUCUACCAGAUACUCAGGGGCUUGAAAUACCUGCACUCUGCUGGUAUUCUGCACAGAGACAUCAAACCAGGGAACCUGCUGGUCAACAGCAACUGCCUGCUCAAGAUUUGUGACUUUGGAUUGGCCCGAGUAGAAGAGCCUGACCCCACCCGUCACAUGACCCAGGAAGUGGUGACGCAGUACUACAGGGCCCCGGAGGUUCUGAUGGGUUCGCGGCACUACGGCCCAGCCAUAGACAUCUGGUCCGUGGGCUGCAUCUUCGCUGAGCUGCUGGGCCGUCGCAUCCUCUUCCAGGCUCAGAGCCCUAUCCAACAGUUGGAUCUUAUAACUGAUCUAUUGGGCACUCCUCCACUGUCUGCCAUGGCAUCUGCAUGCGAGGGCGCUCGAGCACACAUUCUAAGAGGACCUCACAAACCGCCCUCACUCUCUGUUCUGUAUAUGCUGUCAGACGCGGCUACCCAUGAGGCUGUUCAUCUUCUGUGCCGCAUGCUGGUCUUUGAUCCAGCUAAGCGGAUCUCGGGCAGUGACGCUCUCUCUCACCCGUACCUGGAUGAGGGCCGUUUGAGAUACCACACCUGCAUGUGUCAGUGUUGUUACUCGGUUCCCAGCGGCAGGGUUUACACCCGAGACUUUGAACCACCCGCCGAGCGGCCGUUCAGCCACAGCUACGAGGAGAGCAUGCUCUCUGUCUGGCAGGGCAAAGAGCUUAUCCAUCGUUUCAUCACAGAGCACCAGCAGGGCAAACGAGUGCCCUUGUGCAUUAACCCCCAGAGUGCGGCCUUCAAAACCUUCAUUAGAUCCACUGCUUGGCAUUCCUCAAAAGUAUCCCGUAAAGAAGAGAGAUGAAAUGAAGAAUCUGAUUAAAAUAGAAGGAGUAGUUCACCAUAGGAACAUGUGCUUGAGUUGACUGAUGGGUUGCAUUUGGUUGUGGCUGGAUGAUAUGGGUCUGAAAGACUAGGCUUCAACACAGGAACAUCCUAACAUCAUCCAAAAAGGAAAAAAAAACUAAAAAACAACUCAAAGAAAAGAACUACAGUACCCGG
This is a messenger RNA of Colossoma macropomum (tambaqui), 2936 nucleotides long. It is a transcript of the gene nlk1, whose product is annotated as nemo-like kinase, type 1. The record is from RefSeq and is a predicted model, not a curated record. Gene Ontology annotation, biological process: protein phosphorylation; intracellular signal transduction. Bases 1306 to 2739 code for a protein of 477 amino acids. Gene Ontology annotation, molecular function: ATP binding; MAP kinase activity. The transcript is spliced from 11 exons. Lineage: Eukaryota; Metazoa; Chordata; Actinopteri; Characiformes; Serrasalmidae. Gene Ontology annotation, cellular component: nucleus; cytoplasm.